This is a messenger RNA of Nicotiana tabacum (common tobacco), 450 nucleotides long. NCBI's taxonomy places the organism in Eukaryota, Viridiplantae, Streptophyta, Magnoliopsida, Solanales, Solanaceae. The record is from RefSeq and is a predicted model, not a curated record.
AUGGAAUCAGUGGGGUUAAAAGAAUCAGAUCUUACUCUAAUGCAUGAUUUUUCUAUUCAGCAGAUGUACUUGAAGCUUAGAGGUGAUUUUUCCAAGUGUCCCCGGAGGAGAUUGACUUGUAACAACUAUGUUGCUCCUAGAUGGGUCUUUAUUCUAUACCUGGCUUUAAAUGGAAGACUUCAGACAAUAGACAAAAUAGCUAAAUGGAGUGUAAUCGAUGACUUAAUCUGUCCUUUGUGUACAGAGGUUCCAGAAACACUAGAUCAUCUGUUGUUUAAAUGUUCAAUAUCGUCUAUGAUAUGGAAGAAGAUUCUACAAUGGCAAGGAGUGGACAAAGGACCAUAUGAAUGGAAAGAUGAAGUUGUUUGGGCAAUAGACCAUGUAAAAGGCAAUUCUGCUAAAGCACAUAUUUACAGGAUGAGUUUGGCUGCAUGUGUGUAUUUCAUUUAG